Molecule: messenger RNA, 2915 nt
Organism: Orussus abietinus
Lineage: Eukaryota; Metazoa; Arthropoda; Insecta; Hymenoptera; Orussidae
Product: periodic tryptophan protein 2 homolog
Exons: 16
Coding region: 58-2898 (946 amino acids)
Biological process (GO): ribosomal small subunit assembly; maturation of SSU-rRNA from tricistronic rRNA transcript (SSU-rRNA, 5.8S rRNA, LSU-rRNA)
Cellular component (GO): small-subunit processome; Pwp2p-containing subcomplex of 90S preribosome
Molecular function (GO): protein binding
Source: RefSeq, a predicted model, not a curated record
GGUAUGGAACGGUACGCCGAGUGGGAACACGUACUUUGAAAGGCAACGUUAAUCAAAAUGAGGUUUGCUUACCAGUUCAGUAAUUUACUAAGUACCGUGUAUCACGAAGGGAAUCUAAUUUUCUCAUCCGAUGGAGACUCGGUCAUCAGCCCUGUUGGUAACCGCAUCACGAUAUGCGAUCUUAAGAGGAAUAAGUCAAUGACGCUUCCCGUGGAAAGCAGAUACGAUUACACAGCGAUAGAUCUUUCUCCUAAUGGAUAUACUCUGAUCGCGAUUAACGAGGAGGGUGUUGCACAAGUAAUUAAUAUGUUAAGUCUAUUGACCAUACACAAGUACGAAUUUGAUAAAAGAGUCGCGUUUGUAAAAUUUUCUCCAAAUGGGAAACAUUUUGCAGUGGGCAAAGGGAGCAACGUAUUCGUUUUUAAGGCACCGGGGAUAGAGACCGGUGAAUUCUAUUCGUUCGUCAUGGAGAAAGUUUUACGUAGAUCCAGCAACGACGUAACUUGUAUCAGUUGGUCUUUCGAUUCAAAAUUGUUAGCAGUUGGGUCGAAAGAUUCUUUGAUACAGUUGUACAGCCUCGAGAGAUUUAAAAAUUUUAAAAUGUAUACUCUUGGCAGUCACUCCGACUCCGUCGUGGGAUGUUUCUUUGAAGCGAAUAGUUACGAUAUUUUUACUACGAGUAGGAACGGACAUCUUUGCGUGUGGGAAUGUAACAUGGAUCCGAACGAGCUAGUGUCGUUUCAACCACCGGUUAAGAAAAGCAAAAGGAAUACGGAGAGUGACGCCGAAGACAACGUGGACCUCGACAGGGCGAUCGAACAACCGAAUAACAAGACGAGACCGAACGUUCGGUCCAGCUCAGCGCAAAAAGCCGUGAUCUUCAGAGGAAAAUUAGGGAGAAGAGAACGGUUUCACUACAAACGAUUGGCAAGGCAUUAUCUGGCCGACGAGGUCCGCAAAGACGCCAAGGAUGCCGUUCUCACGGCGGCGACGUAUCACGCGGCGACUCGCAUCUUCGUGGCGGGAUUUAGCAACGGGGCGUUCUCUUUAUACGAAAUGCCCGAAGUCAACGCGAUCCAUUCCCUGAGCAUCGCGAACCAGCGGAUCUCGUCUAUCGCGAUCAAUUCGAGCGGCGACUGGAUAGCGCUGGGCUGUUCCAAGUUGGGCCAACUCCUGGUAUGGGAAUGGCAGAGCGAGACUUACGUGAUGAAGCAGCAGGGCCACGGCGGGGCCAUCCACUGUCUGGCGUACAGCCCCGACGGCCGGUACGUCGUCACCGGCGGGGACGACGGGAAGGUCAAGCUGUGGAACACGGCGAGCGGGUUUUGCACGGUCACCUUCGACGAGCACUCCGCCACCGUUUCCGGGGUCCUCUUUAGCAGGAACCGGAAAUUCGUCGCGUCCGCGUCGUUGGACGGCACCGUCAGGGCUUACGAUCUGGCCCGGUACCGAAACUUCCGGACCCUGACGUCGCCUCGACCGGUCCAGUUCUCCUGCGUGGCGCUCGACGCCAGCGACGAGUUCCUCGCGGCCGGCGGCCAGGACGUCUUCGACGUCUACUUGUGGAGCGUCAAAGUGGGCUCGCUCUUGGAGGUCCUCAGCGGCCACGAGGGGCCGGUCUCGUCUCUGGCGUUCAGCCCGAGCUCGGCCAGCGCGACGCUGGCCUCCGUCUCCUGGGACGGGACCCUCAAGCUGUGGAGCGCCAUCGAGAGCGGCCUGGUCCACGAGACCGUUCGACUGACCGCGGACGGCCUGUGCGUCGCCUUCCGGCCGGACGGCCAGGAGCUCGCGGUCGCCACUCUCGACGGGCAGAUCUCCUUCUUCGACCGCAGGACCUCGGACCAGACCGGCGCCAUCGAGGGUCGGCAGGACCUGGGCGGCGGCAGGGCCGACGCCGACCUCGUCACGGCUCGGCAGAGCUCGGAGGGCAAGGCCUUCACCACCCUGUGUUACACCGCGGACGGGGCCUGCGUGCUGGCGGCCGGAAGCUCCAAGAACGUCUGCAUCUACGACGUCCGGACGAGCAUCCUUCUCAAGAGGUUCGAGAUCACGCGGAACAGGUCCUUCGCCGCCGUCGACGAUUUCGUCAACAGGAGGAACAUGACGGAGUUUGGAAACCUGAAUCUGGUGGAGGGACGCGAGGAGACCGAAGGCGGAACCGUCACCCUGAGACUCCCUGGGGUUAGACGCGGCGAUAUGGCUAGCAGGAGCGCCAAGCCGGAAGUUAGAGUCUUCAGCCUGCAGUUCUCCCCUACGGGGCAAGCUUGGGCGGCCGCGACGACGGAAGGCCUGAUGAUUUACUCCUUGGACGCGAAUUUGGUCUUUGACCCGUUUCUCCUUGGACUCGACGUCACUACGGACGCCGUGAGGGAAACUCUCCGCAAAGGCGACUUGACUCAAGCCUUGAUGAUGGCUCUGAAACUCAACGAGACCGAGCUGAUCCAACGAGUCGUAGAAAGCGUCCCCCAUGACUCCGUUGCGUUGACGGUUAGGAAUUUACCGGAAGUAUACAUCGAGAGGGUACUGAAACACGUCGCCUUCGUUCUGGAGUCGACGCGGCACGUACACUUUUACUUGAUUUGGAUCGAAGCAAUUUUAACCAGCCACGGACACAGAUUCAACUCGGCGCUCCAGCUGCCGACUCUGCUGGCGAUUCGGAAGAACGUGCAGCGCAAGUACGACGAUCUCAACAAAAUAUGCGACUUCAACCGAUACACCUUGAGGUUUCUGAACGACGUCGGAAAGGUAUUAAUCGCAAAAGUUCCUACCGAGGACGAGGAGGGGAUCGCCGAAUCCACGGACGACGAGAACGAGGGAGACGUGGAAAUGGACUCCGACCGAUGCCAUUCGGACGUAUCGACCGAAGACGCGGAAGCAGGACGCACGACUCCAAAUUAAAUUUUUAUUAAACACUG